AUGAGCGACAAGUAUAAGAAACGACAAAAUGGUAAGUUCCUUCUGGAAAAUCAUGUAGGGGUCUGCAAAAAGUUUCUGUUACUGCAGAUUCAUUUUUAGAAAAAUUUUCAAGAAAAUGUUGUUUUCGUUUUUGAUGAAAAUUGGCAUGAAUUUUUGGUGGGACACAGAUUUUCUUUAAAUUUUGCACAGAUUUUACGCAUAGGCCACGUUUCAAUUCCUGAAAGUUUGAGCUCUCGCUUUGCAGACUCCGCGGAAAUAUUCAACAAUUUUUGUGGCCGAGAGAGUACACUAAGCGCGGAGAGCGCUCAGAGAGAAAAAUUCUGAAGUAAUUUCUUUGCCAGUUUCGUGCAAAAAAAACUUCUUGUGGAAAUAUUACCCUUUACGGUAGGAAGGGACAAGAAAAUUUUUAAUGCAAAAAUUCAGCAAAAAGUGUCGCGGGAAAUUCAGAGGUUUCAUUUGCGAAUCCCCACAAUUUUUUUUUCUGUUGGCGAGGUCCUUCGCCAAGAAAUGUCUACAUUUAAUAGAAAUGCGAUUUGUUGUCCAAAGUUGCAUUUUGAACUACUAGCAUUUUCAUAAAGUGCGUGGACUUUUCGUCGUGAGCCGCACUGUGCAAGAAAAAUGUCAUUUUCACAGUGUCUUUCGACUUUUCAAACAAAAUCUCUGCGAUGCAACCUUUUUUCCAUUGCGCAGCCGCGAACUUUGCUCCCGCGAUAGACAAUAAAGUCUACGCACAGGGUGGUUCAGCUAAGUUCGCGGAUGUAAAAUGCUUAUAACUUUUUAUAGGAUUGUUCAAUUUUUAUGAGCAAUAGCUCAUUUUAUUCCUUAGUAGUUGCCAUUUUGUUUAAAAAAAAUAUCAUUAAAAAUGAUCAGUCCUGCGUCGAGUUAUGACCCUUCAAAGUCAAACAUGCUUUUUCACGUAAAUUUUAAAAAAAUUUACGGAUUUUUUCGGAUUUUCGGAUUUUUUUUGAUUCCAUCGUAUUCUACGCAAAAUUCUAUGACUUCUGAAGCCCACUUACAAUUUACAAUUAUCGACCGGUCGAAAGUUAUAAGCGAUUUUCGAGAUUUUUCGGAAAUUUUCAGAUUGAAGCGUGAAAAGGCAAGUUUGACUUUGAAGGGUCAUAACUCGACGUAGGAUUGAUCAUUUUUAAUGAUCUUUUUUUUAAACAAAAUGGUAACUACUAAGGAAUAAAAUGAGCUAUUGCUCAUAAAAAUUGAACAAUCCUAUAAAAAGUUAUAAGCAUUUUACAUCCGCGAACUUAGCUGAACCACCCUGUACUUUACGAAAGUGCUAUUCUCAGUAUGACUGGAAAAUAAUGACCGCAAUAUCGCCGCGCCAAUAGCGUCGCUGAACGAAAGUGCUAGCAUUUUUGAUCACCAUCAUCCAUAAGAAAUCCAAAAUUCACUUCUAUUUUCCCUUCCUUGCUAAAUCGAGCCGCUCUCACUUCUCACUGCCGCUCUCCCUCUCUGCCCCCCAAAAACAAAAAAAAAAAAACACGCAAAAAAUUAUGUUUCGAAGACUUUCGAAUUUCGAAGGCUUUUGCAAAAAAAGCAAAACAUUUUUUUUUUCUUUUUUCGGGAGCCUGUUUGAUCCAGUUCUUUAUCUUCCAAUCCGAAAAUGCACGUAUUUCGUUUCUGCCGUUGGGUGUUUAGAAAUAAAAGGCAUUUCCAAGCGGAUGAUCGCUUGUUUUUCUCUGUUGUAGUAAUUUUUUGGUUGUUUUUGUGGGAAAAAUUGGAAAAGUUGGGAGGUUUGGAAUUUUUUGCGAUUUUUUAAAGUUUUUUGAUGAGAAACGCGGGAUCUUUGAGUGGGAAUUUGGGGUAAAAUACGGUAAUUGAUCGAUUUUUGUUGCUGGAACAGUCAUCAGGAAGGUGAAAAAUUUGACAUUUUCUACGAAAAAUCGAUUUUUUUGCGAUUUUUUGAAUUUUUGUCUGAUUUUUUGUUUUUCAAAUUUUUUAUCGUGUAAAAUAAGGUAAAAUACGAUGUGUAAUUGAUUUCUGCGGCUAGAAAUGUAAACAGAAGCAUAAAGAAUGUGAUAUUUUAGACGAAAAUCCGGUAUUUUCAAGAUUUUUUAGAGAUUUUUGCUGAUUUUUCUCGUUUUUUCAAAAUUUUUCAUAUAAAACAGAGUAAAUAAAAUGCGAUGAACAAUUAAUUGCUGUUGCUAGACAAAUAAGGAACAAAACGAAAAAUUUUGAUAUAUUUUUUUCCGAGAUUCUUUGACAUUUUUUAUGAUUUUUCUCAAUUUUUCAAAUUUUUUCGUACAAAACAAGGUAAAAUACGACGACUAGUUGAUUUCUUCUGUUAGAAAAGUAAUCAGGAAGAUGAAAAAUUUGAUAUUUUUAACGAAAACGUUUUUUGAUAUUUUUUUUCCUAAAAUUUUUCAUAUAAAAUAAGGUAAAAUACGCCGUUUGCAACCUUUGCAGCUUCAUCCCCCACUUGUUCUCUCUUUAUCACCACAGAUCGCAACAUUUUGCGAUAAAAAUUUUUUAUUAAAAAAAACAAUUUUUUCUCUACUUUUAUCACCUUUUCUCCCAAAAAGUCGGAUUUUCAGAGUUUUAUCGGAUGACAGACGCUUCCAAUCCCAUUGCCUAUGGAGUUCGCUAUGUUUUGGAGGUGUUUCGAUGGAUUUUCUUUGUCAUUUAUUCCAUUGGCAGGGGAAUUUUCCGGACAAUCGUUCCGAACUCAGUGUUGCGGAAGAAGAGUUUGAAUGGAAAGGUGGGGAUUAUCUAAUAUGUAUUGCGUCUUUUUGAACAAUCUUUGUGCUGGAUUGGACUCUAAACUUUAGAGCUCAAAGGUUGAGAAUUAUUUUCAAUGAAAAUUGGGAUAAAAGAAAAAAAUUUUUCCUAUAAAAUAUUACAAUUACUAUAAAAAGCUCAAAUGUGCGACGCACAGAUUUUCUUGAAAUUGCACACAUGUCAUAUGGUCCAGACAUCAAUUCCUGAAAGUUUUAGCCCACGCUUUGCAGGCGCAGCCGAGAUAUUGAACGAUCUUUGCGACCGAGAGAGUACGCGAAACGUGGAGAGUGGUCAGAGAGAAGAACAAUUUUUGGCCAUAGCUUUGCAAGUUUCGAACGGAAAAUUUUUUUUUUGGGAAACUUUAUUUUCUACAGUAGGAAUAGGUAUGCAUAAAAAAAUUGAUUUUUUGUGGAAAAAUUACUCUCUACGGUAGAUAUAGACUUUUUAUGCUAAAAUUUGCCAAAAAUUGGCUCUUAUACGCCUACUUUCGGCCUAAAAAUCUCGGUUGUUUUUGCUCAGUGCAAGCUAAAAAUCAUGGAUAUACCUUAGAAAAAAAUUCUAUAUAUUUCUCAAGUUAUAUCAGAAUCCGAGCGUCGCAAUUGGAGUACUUCCACUGUGCCUACUUUUUUAAUUUUCACCAACUUUUGGCCCAAAAAUCUCAAUAACUUUUGCAAAAUGCGAGUUCAUAAGUUCCCUCAAUCUCGUUCAAAAUCUUAGCCAUGAACUUGCACCUCUUCCUCCCUCGGUUUCUCGCUUCAAAGUCAUCAGAAAAACCCUGCUUCACCUCUAUUCCAUCCACAUUUUCAGACCAUUCUUCUGACCGGUGCUGGCGGUGGAAUUGGCCGAGAACUGGCCAAACAAUUGGCCGAGCAAGACGCUCGAUUAGUCCUAUGGGAUCUGAGUUCCGUCGGUAAUGACGAAACAGCACAGAUUUGUCAGAAAAUUGGGGCAAAAGUGUACUGUCAAACGGUCGAUGUGACGGAUAGGAAAGCGGUUUACCGAGCCGCGGACGAGUUGAGGAAUGACUUUGGAGAGCCGGAUAUUCUAAUCAACAACGCCGGAGUUCUGAAUGCGUCACCGUUUUUGGAGUGUAAUGAUGAUAAGAUGUCCAAGUUGAUCGAUGUGAAUACGAAGUCGUUGUUUUGGGUAAGAGAGUACUUAUUUUUAUAUCGCGCUAUGCAGAAACAACCGACAAUUUUAGAUCAAAAUUUGGUAAAAAUGAGAUUUUUUUUUGACGAAUUUUGGCAUGAAAAGUUUCAUGUCUAUUUCUACUCUGGAGGGUAAUAUUUCCACAAAAAAUCAAUUUUUUCCGCUCGAAAUUAUCAAAGAUAUGGCCUAAAAAUGUUCUUCUCUUAAAACCUCUGUACAACCAACUCAUUCAUAACAAAACUUUUAUAUUAUGAACGCCUUUAUAGGUCCAAGGGUCAACUAUUCUUCCACAAAAAAUCAGUUUUUUCCGCUCGAAAUUAUCAAAGAUGGUCUAAAAAAGAGUUUUCUCUCUGACCGCUCUCCACUUUUAGCGUACUCUCUCGGCCGCAAAGGGAAAAAUCAUUCAAUAUUUCGACUGCGCCUGUAAAAUGCAAGCUAAAACUUUGAGGAAUUGAUAUAAGGCCUAUGUCCGAAAUGUAAUCUUUACCGCUGAGAGAGUACGCAAAACGCGGAGAGCGGUCAGAGAAAAGAAACAAUUUUUGGCAAUAUCUUUGCCGGUUUCGUGCGGCAAAAAUUGAUUUUUUGUGGAAACAUUAACGUCUGUAGUAGAAACAGGCAUGCAACUUUUCAUCACAAAAUCCACAAAAAAAUAUUUAAUUUUUUCCAAUUUUCCACCUAAAAAUUUUGGUUUUCUCAGCUAAGCGCGCGAUAAAAUUUUCAUUAAUUUUAUGGCUAAAAAAUCUAUUUAUCACUGACCAAAUUAACAAGACAUUUUUGUCUUCAGGUAACCAAAGCAUUCCUCCCGAAAAUGGUCGACCGCGGCAGUGGGCAUGUUGUAACGCUCGCGUCGAUUGCCGCAAUCCUCGGAGCCCCCUUGCUGGUCGAUUAUGCGGCCUCAAAACACGCAGCUUUCGGAUUUAUGCAGUCGUUGCAACUCCAACUCCAACUGAUGAAAGCGCCACCAAUUGCGUUCACAACAAUAUGCCCCUAUUACACAACUACCCCGAUGAUAAAUGAUCUCAAGCAAGUUACACUUUUUGCUUUUAUAAUAUUCGUUGUACAGGUCGCAAAUAGUCGACAGUCGCUUCGCAUUGCUGACGUCGGAAUACGUGGCCAAGAAGACGAUCGAGGCCAUACGACUGGAGCAACGGGUUCUGAUCAUGCCCAACGAAAUGGCCGCGUUUUAUUCAAUUUUCAGCCUUCUCCCAUGGAAUCUCGGAGAGUCAAUCAUCCUUCGACGUCGGGUAUAUUGA
Molecule: messenger RNA, 5132 nt
Organism: Bursaphelenchus xylophilus (pine wood nematode)
Lineage: Eukaryota; Metazoa; Nematoda; Chromadorea; Rhabditida; Aphelenchoididae
Source: the annotation of a GenBank genome assembly